Messenger RNA from Talaromyces marneffei, 1050 nucleotides. RefSeq lists its product as uncharacterized. Gene Ontology annotation, molecular function: dioxygenase activity. The coding region runs from base 1 to 1050 and encodes 349 amino acids. The record is from RefSeq and is a predicted model, not a curated record. The transcript has a single exon. NCBI's taxonomy places the organism in Eukaryota, Fungi, Ascomycota, Eurotiomycetes, Eurotiales, Trichocomaceae.
AUGUCUCCCAGUGUCAUCAUCGCCGAGCAAAAUACUUCGGCUACAGUAAAUCCCACGAGCAAGGCGACCACUGCAGUCGACAGAGGCGAUAGCUUCGAGAUCCCCACUGUUAACAUCUCGAGCUUUUUGGCUGACCCAGAAUCUCCCGAGGCUCAGGCCAUCAUUCCCAUCGUGCGGUCCGCCUGCCGCUCAACAGGGUUUUUCCAGAUCACUGGCCAUGGCAUUGACAAGGAUCUUCAACAGGAGGUGUUUGCCGGCGCAAAAAAAUUCUUCUCCCUCCCCUAUGAGACUAAAAAGGCCCUAGAUGCUCAUUUGAACCAGGGUCUUAGAGGCUACGACGUACUGGCCUCGCAGUCUUACGAAGAUGGCGUCCUGCCUGACCUCAAAGAAGGCUUCUAUACGGGCGUUGACCUGCCGGCUGAUGACCCGCGUGUUCAGGCAAGACGGUUCCUAAUGGGAACCAACGUCUGGCCCGAUGCAUCCUUGCUUCCCAAGGAUGAAUUUUGCAAGCCCGCUAAGAAGUACCACGACGCGCUGAUGAAGCUCUCUAUCAAUGUCUUGAAACUCAUUGAGCGCACGCUUCCGUACGGACCAGGCAUUUUCGAUGAAUUUAUUGCCAACGAUCCCAUCACACCGAUGCGCGUGCUACAUUACCCGCCAGCGCGCACGGAGGAGGAGAGAAACGGCACUACCCAAUAUGGUGCUAGCGCGCAUACCGACUUUGGCGCCAUUACUCUGCUACUUCAGGAGAAGAGUCCUGGGUUGGAGGUCCUCGAUUCCCGAACCAGCGAUUGGAAGCCCGUUCCACCAAAUCCAGACGUGUACGUGGUCAAUAUUGGCGACAUGCUCAGUUUCUGGACCAAGAACGAGUACAAGAGCAGCGUGCAUCGUGUUGUGAAUCGCGAGCCCGGGGACCGGUAUAGUAUUGUGUUCUUCUUUGAUGGAAAUGGUGAUGCAAAGCUAUCUCCGCUGGAUGGGUCGGAGGAGGAUAAUCCGCUCACUGUCGAGCAACACAUGAUCCGUAGGGUCGCGGAGAGCUACAAGAAGUGA